Trichomonas vaginalis G3 is the source of this 405-nucleotide messenger RNA. RefSeq names its product pectin lyase-like family. The record is from RefSeq and is a predicted model, not a curated record. The coding region runs from base 1 to 405 and encodes 134 amino acids. NCBI's taxonomy places the organism in Eukaryota, Parabasalia, Trichomonadida, Trichomonadidae. The transcript has a single exon.
AUGAUUCUAGAUUUUUGGAAUAACGCAUUGAUUGAUUCAUGUAAUAUUAUAAAUAAUACCAUAGCAACAUCAGAUACUGGAAUUAUUUACCAUACAGAUAAUUCUCUUACCAUAAAAAGUUGUUCUUUUAUUAACAACACUGCUCCUAAAUAUUCAUGUUUGAUAUAUAACGAUGGUAAUGAACAAACAACAGUUGAUAAUUGUUACAUUGACAAUUCGAUUUCAUCAACAUUUUAUAGAAAUGUAGUACCUACUAAUACAAGAGAACUAUUUAUUAACAAAUUGAUUCAUCUUUCAACAGGUAAUUGCCAAGCAGAAUUUGCAAUUAUCAAUAAAAGUAUUUCUAAAGUUAAUAAACUUUCUCUUUUUUUACAAACUUUAGUAAACAUUAGAUUCUUCUCAUAA